GACUCCAUUUUGAGACAGCUUGUGUGGCACCACUGAGCCCAAAAGCAAAUUUGAACACAGCGUCGUCCUUUCUCUAGGCCCGGAACCCGAGCACGACUCAAAACCCACGUAGCCGACAAACUAACCCUCGCUAACCAUUACUAUCCGAAAGGAAAGCAAAUCUUAUCGUAUGUCCGCUAUUCAGAACCUCCAACCUUAUGACCCCUUUGCUGAUGCAACUAAGGGUGAUGACUGCCUCCCAACUGGGAAAGAAGACUACAUCCACAUAAGAAUCCAACAGCGGAACGGCAGGAAGACCCUCACUACUGUCCAGGGCAUUGCUGCCGAAUAUGACAAGAAGAAGCUAGUUAAGGCCUUCAAGAAGAAGUUUGCUUGCAAUGGGACCGUGAUCGAGCACCCGGAGUAUGGUGAAGUGAUCCAACUUCAGGGAGAUCAGCGCAAGCAUAUCUGCCAGUUUCUCAUUGAUAUUGACCUGGCCAAAGAGGAGCAGCUUAAAGUCCACGGUUUUUAGGCACUACCAGCAGCCUCCCCUCACCUGGAAGACCCAUCAGUCCUCUUCCCUGCCUCUCCUAUGUGCUGCUGUUGCUUUUCCUUCCUCCCACCAACCCCCCUUGUUUCCCACACGACCUCCUGGUAGCCAAGGUGAACAACCUGUUCUAACAUGGGACUGUGUACCACCACCACUGCUGCCCUCUGCCACCUGGGGGCAGACUUGCUGCUGCUGCUGCGUAGACUCACCGAAGUUCCACAUGACAUCCGGGAUGAGUGGUGACCGUCUACGCAUGCGCUUCCUUCUUCCCUGGGUUAUUUUUUUUUUCCUUUUUAGGUCUUUGUGCCACUAUGAGGAGGCACUGUUCAUGUAACUUUUUUUGUUUUGUACUUUAAGGUGUUUCAAUAAAAUGAUGCGUCUCCAA
This is a messenger RNA of Syngnathoides biaculeatus (alligator pipefish), 914 nucleotides long. Its product is annotated as eukaryotic translation initiation factor 1. The coding region runs from base 170 to 511 and encodes 113 amino acids. Gene Ontology annotation, cellular component: eukaryotic 43S preinitiation complex. NCBI's taxonomy places the organism in Eukaryota, Metazoa, Chordata, Actinopteri, Syngnathiformes, Syngnathidae. Gene Ontology annotation, molecular function: RNA binding; ribosomal small subunit binding; translation initiation factor activity. The transcript is spliced from 4 exons. The record is from RefSeq and is a predicted model, not a curated record. Gene Ontology annotation, biological process: translational initiation.